Echinostoma caproni is the source of this 213-nucleotide messenger RNA. The record is from the annotation of a GenBank genome assembly. Lineage: Eukaryota; Metazoa; Platyhelminthes; Trematoda; Plagiorchiida; Echinostomatidae.
GUUGUUCAACAAGAACCCCCUCGAUUACCGCCGGACUCCCGAUAUUCAGACGAAUUACGUACAUUCACCUCCAUGUGUCUUGUGAAGGAUGAACAGAAGCGAGCGAACUACGUGCAGCUCAUGAAGACUGAUUUCCUUCAGCGAGUCGAUCUGGAAGCGGGUCGCCAAGAGUUAGUAUCUUUUCUCAAAGAUUAUCUCGACCCUGUACCUUGA